Messenger RNA from Cylicocyclus nassatus, 1345 nucleotides. NCBI's taxonomy places the organism in Eukaryota, Metazoa, Nematoda, Chromadorea, Rhabditida, Strongylidae. The record is from the annotation of a GenBank genome assembly.
AUUUCAGAACGAAUUAUGUCCGCUGGUCUAGCCGUAAAUCGUGCCACACCAGGAAGUCUCGCAUUGCUUCAUCCGAGUGAUAUGGCUACGUCAUCGACGACAAAUGACCAUCAGCGGCAUCCAUCAACGAGAUGUAAUCAGCAAACGCAAACACAGCAAUCUUUGUACGAAUCCGAUCUUGAGCUACGACUCCGUGAGGCUAUUCGACAACGAGACGAACAGUGGCGAAAACACGAACGCGAACAAAUCACAUUCCUACAGAACGAGACGGCAUCGAUGUUGCGCGGUCUACACAAGGAAAUCGAACGUCUCGGACAUCAACUCAAAGAUGCAAAGCGUCAACUGUACGUACCAGACGAUUCACCGUGUGAUCACUCGGAAAUGGAGGCGAAAAUCGAACAACAGGAACAACGAAUCCGACAAUUAGAACAGCAAAUCCGCGAAAAAGAACAACAAGCAACCGUUAUCGAAAGCAAAGUGACAGAAACAGUGGAAAAACUCCAAGAACAAAUUGAUUUACAAGCUGAUCGUAUCCGACAACUCAGCGCAGAAUUAAACGAGCGCAAUCAAACAGUGGCCCAUCUGAGUAGUCAGCUUCGAACCUACCGUCUCAGAGACGCUAUGGCCACAGCUCAGCAACGUCGACGAGCAUCAUCAUCGAAUUGCUCAACAAGCCCUAUAGUCUCGCCCUCAUCCCCACAUCGAAUUUUCCCUCCAAAAGGGCUCGUUUCUGCCUCCGUUACUGUCUCAUAUCCGGGAAGUAAAAGCAACGCGUGUAUGGAACGGAUCCUGAGACGAAAAUCUGCAUCAACUGUCAGCAUGAACAAGCUGAAUUGAUACUGUAUUGAAAUUUUCGCACUAAAUCGUGUACAGAAGCCGUCAUACGAACCGAGUUGGCGCCAAACUUCAGUUUAUCGUGCAAACUCCUCUAUAGAGACGAACACACAUCCGACUUUGUGCUUUCAAAUGGCUAGGCACUAAGGGUAUGUCAAAAAUCCCGUGUUUCUUCGUUUUCUCUCGAAUUUACGAGUAGUUGAAAAAAUCGCUUAUUAGGCUCAUACCCAUCAUGUAUGUCUAUUUAUGCACUGAAUAACCUCGAAGCAGGUAUUCAUCUCAAGCAUCGACUCUAUUUUUUACCUCUUUCGUAGCACAUGUCGUCGCCCAUGUAUCUUUUCGAGCUCCAGUUGAAUCUAAUCUUGCAUCAACAUACUAUGAAUCAAUGGAUGGUUCGUGUAUUGUGAUAUGAUGACACAAUGUAUGUGACAUGCAUAUGAAAAUGACUUGCCGGUGCUUUAUUUUGAUAGCUAUUUUGUAAAAUGUGUUACUCUUAUCAGCAAUAUUGAAG